GCCAGCCUCGGCGCCCUCGAGGGCGGCUGGCCCCCCUUUACGAGCCACAUCGCCUUCGAGCUCUUCCGCCACGCCUCCACGCCGGCACCCUCCUCCCCUUCCACCGCCUCAAGCUCCCCAACCAGCUGGAUCUCAUCCCUCUUCACCAGGUCCGGCUCCUCCUCCGCCGCCUCCGGCAUCGGCCGCAAGAAGACCCCGGACCUCUCCCCGGCAGAGAGGCAGAAGCUCGAUGGCUACUACGUCCGCGUCAGGUUCAACGACAAGCCCGUCACCAUCCCCGCCUGCAAGACUCCCGGGAACCACCUCGAGGGCGACCAAUCCUUCUGCACAUUGGCCACCUUCAAAGCUGUUGUUGACAAAUUCACCCCUGAGAACUGGAGGGAGGAAUGCCAUGCCUCUGGCGCUCCGGCGUUCCCCUCUAAGCCCGAGCCGGCAGGCUACUAG
Clonostachys rhizophaga is the source of this 444-nucleotide messenger RNA. NCBI's taxonomy places the organism in Eukaryota, Fungi, Ascomycota, Sordariomycetes, Hypocreales, Bionectriaceae. The record is from the annotation of a GenBank genome assembly.